GAGGGAAGGAGAGAAAGAGAGAGGAACAGGUAGAGAGAGAGAGAGAGAAAGUGAGAAACUAGGUGCUCUGUAGGAGAGGUUGUGAUUUGUCACAACACUCCACAAAGGACAGUAGAUCUAUCCCAAACAUCAGAGAUAAUAACAGCAAUAUACACGUUUUUGAUGAAUCCAUGUUCCUGUUGCAUUCUACCUGUUUGUUAAGUGGAUUUCUCGAGUCCUCAAACACCAGCACUGACUGAGCCCAACUACUAGGACAAUUACUACAUUCUUUGAGAGCUUGGAGAACUAUCCAAGGACUACCAGGAACACUGUCAGCACACCCAGACCAUCAGCCAUGUUUCAGAAGCAGAGGAAAAGCYUCAAAGCCGUGAGGAGCAACAAGACAGAGGCUAAAGAGAAGGUCCUUUGUAACAAAGCGCAGCAGACGAUAGCMCAGCGAUGUGGAGACCCGAAAGAGGGAGGGAAGGAGGAGAACAUCAAGGAGAACAAGGAGAACCAGCUGAGGUCUCGUGGUGAUGCGGUGGAGGACGUUGAAGAGGUGAAGCCGGCGAGGAAGAGUGUGUUUGACAAAGCUGUCUAUGACCUGGCCCACACGGAGAGGGUGAUGAAUGACCUGACGUUCGGACGGAGGGUGGCCUUCUACGAGCUGAGAGGGGAGAUCGGCUGUGGAAACUUCUCCCAGGUGAAACUGGGCAUUCAUGACCUGACUAAAGAGAGAGUGGCAGUUAAGAUCCUGGAUAAAGGCAAACUGGACAAGAGGUCCCACGUGCUGUUUGCCUCAGAGAUAGGGUGCAUGGAGAGGCUGUCCCACCCCAACAUAGUGCGUCUGUACGAGGUGGUGGAGACGUUUAAGCGGCUGUACCUGGUGAUGGAGUACGCCAGUGGAGGAGAUCUGUUCUCACGCAUUACCACCAGGGGUAGACUCUCAGACCUGGAAAGCAAACUCAUAUUUUCCCAAAUUCUGGCUGCAGUUAAACACAUGCAUGAUAACAACAUAGUCCACCGGGACCUGAAGGCAGAGAACGUUUUCUACACCACCACGUACUGCGUCAAGGUAGGCGACUUCGGCUUCAGCACCUCCUCGCGCCCAGAUGACGUCCUCACCAGCUUCUGCGGCUCCACSCCCUACGUCGCCCCAGAGCUCUUCAAGGACAAAGGCUACGUGGGCCAGUCCGCUGACGUCUGGGCCCUUGGUGUACUACUCUACUUCAUGACUACUGCCAUGUUGCCCUUCAACGCUGCCAACCUCAGCCGGCUGAAGGUCUGCAUCCUUCAGGGCUCCUUCACCAUCCCAGCCUACGUGCCCGARCCCUGCCACCAGGUCAUCCAGGACAUCCUGAGACCUGUGCCCGCCGACCGCCUCUCCGUGGCUCAUAUCAUGACCUACACCUGGCUGAAGGGCAUUGAUUACCCCCASGCAUACCCCUCCUCCCGCCCGACCCCAGCCCACCUGGUCGAGCCCUCCCGGGUCCUGGGUACAGAUGAGCUGGAUGUCAAGGCAGCUCUGGCGGACCUGGGGAUAACAGAGAGCCACCUGGUGAACAACACCUGCCCAGACUUGAGGAGCCCUGUGACGGGUACCUACAGGAUCCUGCUGCACCGCAUCCAUAAGAGGAAGACAGUGGAGGCGGUGGGGUACAGCACUGCGUGUCACAAAGACUUCCAGGUCAAGAGACGCUGGAGCGAGGGUACCUUACCUCUGUUGAGGCCUUCUGCUGUGUGUGUAAUCAUGUAGAGGGGAAGGUGUCUAGCAAGUCAGACCGGGAGGAGCCAGUCAGACGGGGAGGAGUCUAGCCAGUCAGACGGGGAGGAGUCUAGCCAGUCAGAUGGGGAGGAGUCUAGCCUGUCAGACGGGGAGGAGUCUAGUCCUCAUCAGACUCACUGCUAGGACAACUGUAUAAAUAUCUGUGUGUCUUAUGAUAAGGAGCGGUAUUCAACAGAAGAAGGACCUUGAAGCGAAUGACACUUUUAACAACACAAGAGACUAAAUUAAAUUAACGAUAAUGAGAUGUACAUAACAGUUUUUAAUGGGUUCUCUCUGGUAAUGUCUUGGGAGCUACUUUAACAACAUGAGGUUGUACAAUCACUAAUAUAKUUGAGACUCAUUCAUGGAAGUUUUCUUUCUUCUGAGAAAGAAAGAGGACAUCGCAACGACAAAGGAUUCUUUGCCUUCAAAAAAUAUUUCCAUGUUUUUAUAUUUGGAGUAUUGUGAUUUAGUUUAGUUUGACACAACCCACAUGAAACAUAGUCAGUUGUAGGGUUACUUAUACUGUGAACGUUUUUACUGUGUAAACUAAACAAUCAGACAGUAUUCUUAUCUAAUAUAUAUUUUUUUGU
Messenger RNA from Salvelinus sp. IW2-2015, 2337 nucleotides. RefSeq names its product serine/threonine-protein kinase NIM1. Gene Ontology annotation, molecular function: ATP binding; tau-protein kinase activity; protein serine/threonine kinase activity. The record is from RefSeq and is a predicted model, not a curated record. Gene Ontology annotation, cellular component: cytoplasm. Gene Ontology annotation, biological process: intracellular signal transduction; microtubule cytoskeleton organization; protein phosphorylation. Lineage: Eukaryota; Metazoa; Chordata; Actinopteri; Salmoniformes; Salmonidae.